Bombina bombina (fire-bellied toad) is the source of this 1763-nucleotide messenger RNA. It is a transcript of the gene AP4S1, whose product is annotated as adaptor related protein complex 4 subunit sigma 1. Bases 166 to 606 code for a protein of 146 amino acids. Gene Ontology annotation, biological process: protein transport; vesicle-mediated transport. The transcript has 6 exons. NCBI's taxonomy places the organism in Eukaryota, Metazoa, Chordata, Amphibia, Anura, Bombinatoridae. Gene Ontology annotation, cellular component: intracellular membrane-bounded organelle. The record is from RefSeq and is a predicted model, not a curated record.
AAAAAAAAACAAAAACAGAGUGAUCGAAUUGGACAUGUACCGUUAACUUUAAUGGUUUAGACGAUAUGACAUCUGAUUGGCUGAAUUCAUUCAAAUAUUUUAUAAAUAAUGCUGGAAGGGACGGCGUUUGCGAUUCUAUAAAAAGGUAUCUACUUUGUCACAGAGAUGAUCAAGUUCUUUCUUAUCGUUAACAAGCAAGGGCAGACAAGGCUGUCAAGAUACUAUGAGCGCUUGGAUGUAGAAAGAAGGUCUCAGCUGGAAUGCGAGGUUAUCAAACUAUGCCUCUCUCGGACCAAAGAUCAGUGCUCCUUCCUAGAGUACAAGGCCUGUAAGCUGGUGUAUCGUCAGUAUGCAGCAUUAUUCAUUGUGGUGGGAAUAGAUGAGUCGGAGAAUGAAAUGGCAGUGUUUGAACUCAUUCAUAAUUUUGUGGAAGUUUUGGACAAAUAUUUCAGUAGAGUGAGCGAGUUGGAUAUUAUGUUUAACUUGGACAAGGUACAAAUCAUUUUGGAUGAGAUGAUUUUAAAUGGCUGCACUGUUGAAACAAAUAAAAAUCGCAUCCUUGCACCACUACUUGUCCUGGAUAAAGUGGGGGAAACCUCAUCAUAAACAGGGAGAUUACUGUGGAACCAUAAAGAAGAAAAUAUGUUCUUUGUCCAGCUGCCUGAUGUAGUCUAAUAGAUACAAUUUGAUGUUUUGAAAGAAACCACAUGACAUCAUUGAAUUAUGUGACACGUUUCACAAUUGGAGCCAAAAGAAAGAAAAGAGACAUCAAUUUAGGGCUGGUCUAUUGUGCCUGUAGACAAGGAAGUUCAAUAUAAGUAUCCUAAACAGAGAUCGGAUGUAAAUCCUUUCCCCAUUUUUUUUUUUUUUUUUUUAAACGGGUAAAUGCCUUAUAAAGUUUGUUAAUAUAUAUAAUUUGCAUUUACUCUGUUAAAAUGUUUUAUCACAGUAAUGGCUAGAGUGUUGAGAAUUUUUUUUUAUUCUUUAGAGCAGUGCUUCUUACCAUUUCCAGUAGAAAAUAAAAUGUAUGCUUACCUAAAAAAAAACUCCUAGCCACUAGGAGGAGGCAAAGAUCCCCAAAGAAUUAAAGGGACCGUCUAGUCCAAAAUAAACUUUCAUGAUUCUGAUAGGGCAUGCAAUUUUACACAACUUUCUAAUGUACUUUUAUCUUCAAAUUUGCUUUGUUCUCUUGGUAUUCUUUGUUGAAAGCUAAACUUAGGUGGGCUCAUAUAAUUUCUAACUUAAGCUCUUGAAGGCCACCUGCAUUUGAUAGUUUUUCACAGCUAGAGGAUGUUAGUUAAUGUGUGCCAUAUAGAUAAAAUGUGCUCACUCCUAUGAAGUUACUUAUGAGAGAGCACUGAUUGGCUAAAAUGCAAGUCUGUCAAAAGAACUGAAAUUAGGGGGCAAUAGAAUAAAGUGCUAAAUGAGUACAGCGCUACAAGACCCUAAGAAAGGGUAUGUGGCUAAAGAUGGUGUCCACGAUUGGUUAUACUAUCUGUAUUUGGUGUGUCAAUUUAUAUAAUACAAGUAACCGAUGGGUCUAAAUACAAAGAGAUUAUAAUAUAUCCAAUACUCCUAUAUGCUUGGUUUAAACAUUUAAUAUGACAUAUAGAGUUUAAAAUCCUUGGCAAUAUGAGCGUACAUAAAUUACAUAAAAUACAAUUACAAAAAAGCAAAAAAUUAAAACAAUGUCUGAUAGUACCGUUGCAUGUACAUUGAAAAAAGGUCCAGUUACAGAAAUAAAGUCAUGAAAGUCCAAAGAA